UGUUCUCCUCACACUGCACAGGGUUACAUACAUGUGGAAGCCCCGCCUGCAGUUAGCUCUCCAGUCUCUGCUCACUCUCAGGCGGGUAGGAACCUUUAGCUCGCCGGAACCUUUAGUGCCAGUCCGCAGCCCACCGAGAGGGGUGCACGUUAACCAUGGCAGCGGGAUCAGCUUUAUCCGGGGUGAAGAUUUGGGGCAGAAAAAUCCUUGCUGUACAGCGGAAUUGGUCUUGUGUUUCCUGGAGAGCUGCAAGCACUAUAUUUAAGGCUACAGACUUGCAAAUUGAGUUGAACAAGCACCCCAAAGAAAAGCCAGAUGUUGCAAACUUGGUUUUUGGAAAGUCGUUUACUGAUCACAUGCUGGCAAUAGAAUGGAGCAGUGAGAAGGGAUGGGGAAAACCCCAAAUAAAGCCAUUUCAGAAUCUUUCGCUUCAUCCUGCCAGCUCAUCGUUACAUUACUCUAUUGAGCUGUUUGAGGGCAUGAAAGCUUACCGAGGACCGGAUAACCGAGUUCGACUUUUCCGACCUAUGUUAAACAUGGAGAGAAUGCACAGGACAGCGCUGAGAUUAUCAUUGCCUUCAUUUGAUAAGGCAGAGAUGUUGGAGUGUCUGAGAAAGCUGAUUGAAAUCGACCAGGAUUGGGUUCCUUACUCUGAUAUUGCCAGUCUCUACAUUCGCCCAACAUUCAUUAGUACAGAGCCUUCCCUUGGAGUCGCAAAACCAAACCACGCAUUGCUGUAUGUUAUCGUUGGACCUGUGGGACCGUACUUUCCAUCGGGUGGCUUUAGUCCAGUUUCACUUUUGGCUGAUCCUAAAUAUGUACGCGCCUGGGUUGGGGGUGUAGGGGACUGCAAAGUUGGUGGAAACUAUGGUCCUACAAUAUAUGUGCAACAUGAGGCUACUAAAGAAGGUUGCCAGCAGGUACUGUGGCUUUAUGGUGAUGACCAUCAGGUGACGGAAGCUGGCACAAUGAACUUCUUCUUAUACUGGAUCAAUGAGCAGGGAGAGGAAGAGCUUCUGACCCCGCCACUUAAUGGUUUAAUUCUGCCAGGAGUAACAAGACAGAGUUUGCUGGAUCUAGCAAGGCAGUGGGGAGAUUUUAAGGUAUCCGAACGCACAGUUACUAUGGCUGAGGUCGUCAAAGGGCUGCAAGAAGACAGAGUGAAGGAAAUAUUUGGAGCAGGGACUGCAUGUGUAGUGAGUCCUGUGAGUAGGAUUCUUUAUAAUGGAACGAAUUAUGCUAUACCCACUAUGGAGAAUGGACCUGAUCUGUCUAAGCGUUUUCUGGCAGCACUUACUGACAUUCAGUAUGGUCGGACUCCCAGUGAUUGGGUCCAUCUUGUUUGAAAUCCUCAGGACAUCUGUCAGAUCCUUCAUUCCAAUACGUUACAAUCAUGAAUCUCUAGGAUUUUAUUUAAGACGGUUUUAUUAAGUUUCUAAGGGCGAUCAAGCAGAAGAAAAAGGAAAGGGUUCUACCUCAACUUUCAUGAUAUCUUCUAAUCUCUACGGCGCCUUACUUUAGUAUUCCAUUUUUAAUGGUUCUUGAAUCUGACUGACAGAUGGUCUAGCUGUAAUUUAAUAUGUAUUAUAUGCUUUGAAAAGUAGAUUAGAAUCUCCAGUGAAAUGCAGUACAAGCACAUGAUAGUGGACUAGUGGUUAAACCUAGCUCUGUUUUAUUAUUUAGUUUACUGUACACUCCAUACCCAACUUGAAUGAACAACACUACCAAACUAUAAUCUGCAAUAAGCCUCCCCAAUAUUGCUAAAGAUGGACCUGUCUGUAUUGCUCACAUAGCUGCAUGAAAUAUAUAUUUUUUCAAUAUUCUAUACACCAGUACUUGUCAAACCUGUCCUCAAAGGGCUACCAGUGGCCAGAUCUGGGACGGCCCCACAUCGUCAUCCUCUGUCAUCUAUAUAUAAUUUUUUUUAAAAUUUUAUGAUUGUGUGUGCAUAUUUGACUCCAUUAUCAUGGAGCCAAAUAUGCAUAGUAGCAUACAUCAUGGUGUUUUUUUUCAUUAAAUAGUGCUUUCACUGUAAUUCAGGCUAAAAAAAACCUCAAACUGGACCAUCUGUGGUCUGAGUUCUGGUUUGUGAAACACCGUACUGCUAUGUGCAGAUCACAGGAUAACCCUUGGUGUCAACAUUGACUAUUGAAAGAAAUCCCCCCCUUUUUUUUUAAAAUGUCUCACUAUAGUUAACAUUGACUAUCCUCUCUUAGUAUUACCACUUACAGAUGUAAAUUGCAAUCUCAAUGCAGUUGUAUCUUGAAAACAGAGGUUUAUGAUAUAUUCGUAUUUAAAAGGGAAAAUAAACCCUUACAUUGAACCUGUUACAUAUUUUGUAAAAUCUACACUUCUGUUUGUGUUUUUAAGGACAUCUUAGAUUCUGUUUUUUUGUAGUGUAACGUCUGUGACCAUUGCAAAAGCUAAGAAUGUACUAUCCUCUUCCUGACACUCAGGUUAUUUGCUGUCUUCCCUCUAUGUGAAAUGAAAGCUUUUGGUUUCUCCUGAAGGAGAAAUGCUCAUCUUAUGGCUCACAAUAAAAUUCUAAACGGGU
Molecule: messenger RNA, 2554 nt
Organism: Pelobates fuscus (common spadefoot toad)
Lineage: Eukaryota; Metazoa; Chordata; Amphibia; Anura; Pelobatidae
Product: branched-chain-amino-acid aminotransferase, cytosolic-like
Exons: 11
Coding region: 156-1346 (396 amino acids)
Biological process (GO): L-leucine biosynthetic process; L-valine biosynthetic process
Cellular component (GO): mitochondrion
Molecular function (GO): branched-chain-amino-acid:2-oxoglutarate transaminase activity
Source: RefSeq, a predicted model, not a curated record